This is a messenger RNA of Rana temporaria (common frog), 3005 nucleotides long. Its product is annotated as terminal nucleotidyltransferase 4B-like. Gene Ontology annotation, cellular component: TRAMP complex; nucleolus. NCBI's taxonomy places the organism in Eukaryota, Metazoa, Chordata, Amphibia, Anura, Ranidae. The coding region runs from base 354 to 2618 and encodes 754 amino acids. Gene Ontology annotation, biological process: RNA 3'-end processing. The transcript has 13 exons. Gene Ontology annotation, molecular function: poly(A) RNA polymerase activity; mRNA binding. The record is from RefSeq and is a predicted model, not a curated record.
UGCGCGCGGACACAUUUCUGUGGUUUCUUUUGUGAGCGUGACGCACAUCGCUGAUCCAUUGAGUGCAAAGUAGACGUUUGAUUGAUUGCCAAUGCAGCGGAUGGAGCACCAGUCCGCUCACAGCAUCUUCCUCUGGUCCUGAGUGUAAACUAAAGACAAACCUUUCCAACUCCUUGUGUCUGCAGGCUGCAUUAUAAGAACACGUUUAGAAUCCAGUUUAUCUGGACUCAAAACCCUAUAAAGUUUAAUCCAGAGUAACUUUUAAAUAUAUUUUAUACCCUUUUAAUCCCCUCAAUUUGAAACCUAUACCUUUUCUAUACAACUCUUGUUGAUUUGCUGUUGGAAUCUCUAUCAUGGAUCCACAUCUAUCUUGGAUACAACCAGAACAAAAAGGUCCAGCAAAUGCUGUUUGGAUGCAGAUAUGGGAGAUGUCCCAAGAUGUGCACAACUCACAUAAUGGAGAAGCGCCACCUGAUUCUGCAAAGCUAGGCCAAGCUUUAAGUCCUGAAAUCUCAGAUGGAUCUCGUACUCGCUCAUCCGAUCUAGGUCUUCAUGCUGGCAAAUUAAAUAUGUAUGAUAAAGCACUUCAGUCCAGUCCUCAUUCUCACCCAGUCACCCCCAGGUCUUUCUCACCUGAAGAUCUGAAUGAAGAUGAUGUCCCAGUGGUUGCUGGCUGUGCUUUGCCUCCAUCUACAACCUUUCAGGCCUAUGGAUAUUCUCUUUUUUCAAGACCGCAGAGAAAUGCCUCAGUGUCCUCUUUUUGUUCAUCUUCUGAUUAUGGUACUGAUAUUUGUAGGUGUUCCUCACCUGCUGGUAAUGGAUUAGACCAUGUUCAUGGCUCACCAAGUUUUUCAAUCCCUGGUCCGAUGCAGUGCGGUUAUUAUGACAACGUGUUUAAUGACACUAUGUAUAGUCAGUGUACAAACUCUACCAAUUUUGGGCAGAGGCCAGAUUGCCCUCUUUUGGACAAUGGAGACCUGCAUCACCAAAUUCUCGAUCACAUUUCUGUUUGCAAUGAACAGUCCCGUUUUUAUCGUGGUGUUCGACGUAAGCAAGGAAAUAAAACAAGCACUUUUGGCACAAACUUUCUCCUAGCUGAAGGACUAAGUGGAGGGGCACCCUGGAUAGAAGGCCGAAACUACUUGCAGUGUUUCAGUGGCACUCCAUGGAAAAGGAAGCAAUAUGGACCUGGCAUGCAGGGACUGCAUGAAGAAAUCGUAGAAUUUCAUGAUUUUAUAUCUCCAAGACCUGAAGAAGUUGCUAUGAGAAGAGAAGUAGUGAAUCGAAUUCAGAUGGUUAUAAAGGAUCUGUGGCCUUCAGCAGAAGUCCAGAUCUUUGGAAGUUUUAGUACAGGUCUUUAUCUGCCAACAAGUGACAUAGAUCUUGUUGUUUUUGGAAAGUGGGAUCACCCUCCCUUGCAACUGUUGGAACAAGCACUACGCAAACAAAAUAUUGCAGAGCCUCAUUCCCUCAAAGUUCUGGAUAAAGCAACGGUGCCAAUAAUUAAACUUAUGGAUCAGGAGACAGAGGUCAAAGUGGACAUCAGUUUUAAUGUUAGAACUGGUGUGAAAGCAGCUCAGUUUAUAAGGGAUUGUAUACAGGAAUAUCCAUUGCUUCCCUAUUUGAUUUUAGUGUUAAAACAGUUUCUACUUCAAAGAGAUCUAAAUGAAGUUUUUACUGGAGGAAUAGGUUCUUAUAGCUUGAUUUUAAUGGCAAUUAGCUUCUUACAGUUGCACCCUAGAAUUGAUGCCAAAAGGACCAGCGAGAAUCUUGGUAUGCUUCUGGUGGAGUUCUUUGAACUGUAUGGAAGAAAUUUUAAUUACUUGGAAACUGGAAUUAGGAUUAGAAAUGGAGGUGCUUACAUUGCAAAGGAAGAAAUCAUGAAAGCUAUGACAAGUGGACCCAAGUUAUCUAUGCUCUGUAUUGAGGAUCCUUUGCUUCCCGAAAACGAUGUUGGAAGAAGCUCUUAUGGAGCUAUUCAAGUACAGCAAGCCUUUGAUUAUGCUUACCUUAUGCUAUGCCGUACAGCAUCUCCAAUUGCAAGAUCAUGUUCUAACAGUGAUUCUGAAAGCAUGUUGGGGAGAAUAAUCCAAAUGACUCAAGAGGUGCUGGACUAUAGAGAGUGGAUAAAGAAGAAAUGGGGAACUAAAAUCGAUUCAUCUAAGUGUGGUAAAGGAAAGAGAGAAGCACAGUCAGCAACCUUCAGAGGCUCCACAGUUUGUAACAUGUUACACUUAUCUUCUGAUUCAAAUGGUUUUUCAUCAUCUUGCUCACACAAUGAUACAGGUAGUUGUACCAUCAAUGCCAUGCCUGUUGGUAUAUGUCCAUCUCCUGGCAUCCAAGCUGGCUUUAAGCAGAUCUCAUUGAAAGCAGAUUAUGCAGAUUAUCCUGCUGUUCAUUCAACUAUUAUCCAUGCUAAAUCAAGUCCUCAUUAUUACAAGAAACAUCUCUGUGGACUAAGGUAUAGUCAAAUCCUAACCGAUGGGCAAGAAGUAAACUAUGCUGGGAGUGAAAAACAAUCUGUUGUAAAUAGAAGAAAUUAUCACAAUAAACGUAGCAACUGGAAGAAGCAAAAAAAACAAUCAAUAGAAAACUUUCCUGUAAGCGUUAGCAGAUGAUUGACAAUAUUAACCAAAAGCAAUUUCUGUAUUCAUGUCCAAUAUUCUGUUUGUGUGAAUUUGUAAUUGUUUCAUGUGUGGGAAUUUAAUUUGCAACUUGUAAUGACCUUUUUGCAGACUUCCACUGAAUGAGCAUGCUGGUAAAUUUCACUUACUUUUUGGGGGGGAAUUUGAUACCUAUAAACAGUUCUACAGUAUGUUCUAUGUUAGAAUAUCUCUUGUUAAGAUUUUUUCCCUGUUUAGUUUGGGAUAUUGUUUUUAAUUGAGAGAAGUCUUGCAAAGCGCAUACAUUUUUUUUUCUUGCAUUCCCUUCUUGUACAUACUAUAUUUUAACAUGUUUCUGCAUUGAGUUUUUUAAUCUCAUUAAUAAUUAAACUUUUAAUCUUU